Molecule: messenger RNA, 1243 nt
Organism: Nematolebias whitei (Rio pearlfish)
Lineage: Eukaryota; Metazoa; Chordata; Actinopteri; Cyprinodontiformes; Rivulidae
Gene: tsfm
Product: Ts translation elongation factor, mitochondrial
Exons: 6
Coding region: 64-993 (309 amino acids)
Biological process (GO): mitochondrial translational elongation
Cellular component (GO): mitochondrial matrix
Molecular function (GO): protein binding; translation elongation factor activity
Source: RefSeq, a predicted model, not a curated record
AGCGUGGAUUUCAAUGACAUUCUUCCUAGCUUUCAUAAGACAGCUCAUUUCCCAGUUUUAAACAUGCAUUUAACGCGUUUAAUCAGAACAUCUACAAGAGAAGCUUUAAAAGGCUACAUUUGCCAUCAUGUGCAGUCGUUACACACAGGAUGUCAGCUCCUGACAGCAGACAAAACCCUCCUGAUCAAACUGAGGAAAAGCACCGGCUACACUUUCAUAAACUGCAAGAAAGCUCUGGAGAAAUUUGACAAUGACAUAACUCAGGCUGAAAGCUGGCUGCAUGAGCAGGCUCAGAAAGAGGGCUGGAGCAAAGCAAACAAGCUGGAGGGUCGAAAAACCAAAGAGGGUCUGAUCGGUCUGUUUGUAGGAGACAAAGUUGCAGCCAUGGUGGAGGUGAACUGUGAGACAGACUUUGUCGCUCGCAACGAGAAGUUCCAGCAGUUGGUGACGGAUGUGACUUUAGCCGCCUCGGCUCACCAUCAGAGUAAAAAUCAAAGCAGUGCCGGAUAUGUAAAGAGCUUACUGGCAGGUGAUGAGUUAAACAAACUCUGUACGGGUGAAGGACUUUCAGUAGCUGACCAGGUGGCUUUCGCAAUAGGUCGACUCGGUGAAAACAUCUACAUGAAGCGGGCCAUAACAGUGAGGGUCCCAACUGAGUGGCACAUUGGCUCAUAUGUACAUGGCAGCAUCAGCAGUCAGACUGAGGUGGCCAUGGGCCGCUAUGGUGCUCUGGUGAUAUUUCAGGGUGGAAAAGAGGGAGAACAGGACAUUCUGGGUCAUAAACUGGGACAGCACGUAGUAGGGGAGGCCCCCUUGUCCCUGGGUAAUAUGGAUGACCUGCCCUCUGGUGAAGAUGAGACACGCCUGCUGCCUCAGACCUUUCUUUCAGACCCCAGCAGGACUGUGGCAGAGUUCCUCAGGGGUCAGCAGGCUCAAGUGCUGGACUUUGUCCGAUUUCAGUGUGGUGAGGCAUCAAUGGAGGAGGCAGAAUAAAGGGGGAAUCUCCUUUAAAUGUGCGUAAAGAUAAAAUGUAGGCGUUGUUUGUUGUAGAAAUGCAGUCACAUGGCUCCGUCAUGAAUUUUAUAGCAGAAUAUUGUAACCUACAUGCAUUGAAGGGUAAUAAAAUUUACAAAUGCAACAGUAAAAAUUUUCUCCUGAAAAACUUUCCUUAGUCUUAAAUUUUCUGUACAACUCUGUACUGUAGCUUUGCAAACUUUGCUCUUUUUAGGCAUUUUUUUUUAAU